Molecule: messenger RNA, 1401 nt
Organism: Camelina sativa (false flax)
Lineage: Eukaryota; Viridiplantae; Streptophyta; Magnoliopsida; Brassicales; Brassicaceae
Product: putative carboxylesterase 18
Biological process (GO): pollen tube growth
Molecular function (GO): carboxylic ester hydrolase activity
Source: RefSeq, a predicted model, not a curated record
AUAAUUGAUUAAUUGCCAUUACUCGUUUAUUCUAACCAUAAUUGUCACCAAAAAAACAAACAAAAAAAUUACCGCUGGCAAAAAUAAUCUUAAAGCAUAUAUAUACAUAAUACCAUGUACCAGCUUAUUCACUCUGCUCUCUCCAAAUCCAUCCGUUAAUUAAUAUCUUCACGGAGAAGAAAAAAAAAACAAAAAAAAUGGCGACAGAAUCAUCACAACCAAACCAGAAACUAACGAUUCCGUUAAAAACAAGAAUCGCUCUCACCGUCAUCUCAACCUUCACCGAUAACGCUCAACGUCCCGACGGAACUAUCAACCGCCGUUUCCUCCGCCUCUUCGAUUUCCGUGCUCCUCCCAAUCCCAAACCCAUCAACUCCGUCUCCACCUCCGAUUUCGUCGUUGAUCCCUCCCGCGCUCUCUGGUUCCGAUUGUUCACACCGCACGUCUCCGGCGACAAAAUCCCAGUCGUUGUUUUUUUCCACGGCGGCGGUUUCGCUUUCCUCAGCCCUAACGCUUACCCUUACGAUAAUGUCUGCCGGAGAUUCGCUAGAAAACUGCCUGCUUACGUCGUCUCCGUCAACUACCGCCUCGCUCCGGAGCAUCGUUAUCCUGCUCAGUACGACGACGGAUUCGACGUUCUCAAAUACAUCGAUGAGAAUCACGGCAACAUCCUCCCGGCGAACGCUGAUCUGUCUAGAUGCUUCUUCGCCGGAGACAGUGCUGGCGGAAACAUCGCGCACAACGUCGCCGUCCGAGUUUGCAGGGGGAAUUUCACCGCCGUGAAACUAAUCGGACUGAUCUCGAUCCAACCGUUCUUCGGCGGAGAAAAGAGGACCGAAGCGGAGAAACAACUAGCCGGAGCUCCUUUGGUAUCGCCGAGUCGAGCAGAUUGGUGCUGGAAAGCGAUGUUACCGGAAGGAGUAAACCGGGAUCACGAAGCGGUUAACGUAGGAGGACCAAACGCAGUGGAUAUAACGGAUCUGGAGUACCCGGAGACGAUGGUGGUUGUGGCUGGGUUUGAUCCGUUAAAGGAUUGGCAGAGAAGCUACUAUGAGUGGUUAAAGUUAUCCGGGAAAAGAGCAACGUUAAUCGAGUAUCCAAACAUGUUCCACGCGUUUUAUAUCUUUCCCGAGUUACCGGAGUCCGGUCAGUUAAUUAUGCGGAUUAAGGAUUUUAUCGCGGAGCGCGUCGCUUCACUCUAAAGCUGCUUAAUCACACCCUAGUAGCUCAAUAAAUAAAAUAAAUGCAUUAAGCUAUGCUAAAUGAUUAUGUUCUAUUUAGUCUGUUUACAUUAUUAAGUGGAUGUUAUUGUCUAGUUCUGUGAACUUGUUCUACGUGCGGGUUUUGUAUUUGUAGUACACAACGUUUCAAGGAAAAGAAAAAUCAUUAUGUGACAAAAUC